This is a messenger RNA of Physeter macrocephalus (sperm whale), 2131 nucleotides long. RefSeq names its product ankyrin repeat domain 65 (gene ANKRD65). Gene Ontology annotation, molecular function: protein binding. Lineage: Eukaryota; Metazoa; Chordata; Mammalia; Artiodactyla; Physeteridae. The transcript is spliced from 5 exons. The record is from RefSeq and is a predicted model, not a curated record. Bases 719 to 2038 code for a protein of 439 amino acids.
GAUGGGAGAUGGGGACCCAGGCGGUAAAUGGCCCGAGUAGGAGUCCCCUGAGGGGAGGCUCAGAGGAUAGCUCUCUGCUCUCCCAUGGCUCUUUCCUAAGUUGGCAUCUGACCCCAGGCCCUACCCUGGGGUGUCGCCAGCUGGCGCCACCUUGUCUACUGCGGCCCAGCGUUCGGCCCCCUUCCCCCGGCCCCCCCUUCCCCAGAUGGGCAGAAAGGGGCCCAUCUGCCUAUACUCUCCCUAUCCCAGACCAAGCCAUAACCCCUUCCAUACGUGGGGAAACCCAUCCCAGGGGAGGAGGGGGUCUUCAGGGGGAAGGCUGGGAGGCUGGGGACUGUGGACUGGUUAAAUCUGACAAUAUCUUUAUCUUCUCUUCCUGGAACCCUCCUCCUCUUCCCACCCUGCCCAGCUGUCCAGGCCCUGGCGGCUCCUGGUACAAGGCUGAGAGGCCUCAGGGGAGGGAAGAGAGCCGUCCCCUUGGGUGGCAAACAAAAGCCCUUCUUUUGCUGUGGCCAUUGGUGGUGGGGGGGGGGCUUGGCAGGAGAAGGAGCUCUUCAGGGAGGGGCACACGUGCCUCCAGGGACCUGCACUCCCCGAGGACCCCAGACAGCUCCUCAGCCCCGCGCCCGUGGACGGUUCAGCUCACCCUCGAGUGGCACAGGAAUCCCAGGCCUCUCAAGCUCACCAGCACCCCUCAGACACGCGGGGAUGCGGGACGAUGACAGCGACAUGCACAGGUUGUUCAAGGGACGCGGGUGGAGACACGCCAGCCAGGACAGCUGCUGAGGCCCCCUGCAGUGCACGCCAAGCCCUGCUGCCCAGCACGUGUACAAUUGAACUGCUUGCACUGGUGCAUGCGUGUGAAGAUCUCACGAUGGACUCUAGGGUCUCUGAGCCCCGGGAGCAGGACCUGACAGAGGCAGGGGCAGAGCAGGAACUGCGGUGGUUGGAGCUGGGCUCCGAGGACGCCCCAGGAGCUGGGACAGAGGGGCCCAGCGCCCCACAGGCCUGGGGGCGCCUGCUGCAGGCCGUGUGGAGGGGUCACCUGGGCCUGGUGACUCGGCUGCUGCGGCAAGGGGCCAGUGUGGAGGAGAGGGACCGCGCGGGCAGGACCCCGCUGCAUCUGGCCGUGCUGCGCGGCCACGUGCCGCUGGUGCGUCUCCUGCUGCAGCGCGGGGCCCGGGCCGUAGCCGCAGACCGCGCGGGGCGCACGCCACUGCACGAGGCCGCCUGGCACGGGCCCUCGCGGGCGGCCGAGCUGCUCCUACGGCGCGGGGCGUCGGCGAACGCGCGGUGCGGGGCCGGCCUCACGCCGCUGCACUGGGCCGCCGCGCUGGGCUGCACGCUGCUGGCCAGGCGCCUGCUGGAUGCACCGGGCCUGGGCCCCGCGGCGGCGGACGCGCGCGGCUGGAUGGCGGUGCACUGGGCGGCCGCGGGCGGCCGGCUGCCGGUGCUCGAGCUGCUGGCGGCGGGCGGUGGCGCGGGCCUGGACGGCGCCCUGCUCGUGGCGGCCGCGGCCGGGCAGUCGGCAGCUCUGCGCCUCCUCCUGACGCACGGGGCGCGGGUGGACGCCCGGGACGGCGCGGGAACCACGGCUCUGGGCGUCGCGGCCGACCUGGGCCGCCAACAGGACAUGGAGAUGCUGCUUGAGCACGGGGCCGACCCAGGCCUCAAGGACAGGCACGGCCGCUCUGCACUCCACAGGGCUGCUGCUGGUGGACAUCUGCUCGCCGUCCAGCUGCUGGCCGCCUGGGGAGCGGAGGUGGACGCUCGGGACACAUUGGGCUUCACCCCCCUGCACCACGCUGCCCGGGGAGGCCACAUGGAGGUUGCCGGCCACCUCCUGGCCAGGGGCGCGAAGGUCGACGCUGCUGGCUGGCUCCACAUGACCCCCCUGCAUCUUGCCGUGGAGCGUGGCCACGGCUCCACUGCAGGGCUUUUGCUGAGCCGAGGGGCCAGCCCCACCGGGAGGACGCAGUGGGGGGAGGUGGCCCAGGACCUGGGGCCUGCCGUCUGUGGAGAGCAGGAGGAGCCCUAGGGGCACAGGGCCCCAGGGCUGCAGGGCCAGAGCAGGACCAAAGGCUCCAGGCUCCCACGGCCUUCGGGGCGUGCAGGCUCCUCUCUGCUGGUC